GGAAGUAGGGUGUGAACUUUGGUUUCUUUGGGAUUAGAAAACUUUCCGAAAGCUGAAGUAGCCGGAGUACUGUGCCAAAGCCAGUACCCAUUUCCAAAUUUGCUUGAAGUCACCGAUUUUUUCUUUAAUACGCAUAUCUUUGGUUUCCAGAAGUCAUGGUUUUGUGUGAGUUCAUUCCGACUCUGGCUUUGAGGGUCCGUGGGAUUCGGAAAACUCCUUGCUGCACCCUAGAGAGUUGUGUUAAGAAGUGCUGCAAGAUGGGUAGAGGAAAGAUUGAGAUCAAGAGGAUCGAGAACACCACCAAUCGUCAAGUCACCUUCUGCAAGCGGAGAAAUGGACUCUUGAAGAAAGCUUAUGAAUUAUCAGUCUUAUGUGAUGCAGAAGUAGCACUCAUCGUCUUUUCCAGUCGUGGACGCCUCUAUGAGUACUCAAACAACAACAUAAAAUCUACUAUAGAGAAGUACAAGAAGGCAUGCUCGGACGGCUCAGGCACGAGCUCUAUGGCCGAAGUAAAUGCUCAGUAUUAUCAGCAAGAAUCAGCAAAGCUGCGGCAACAAAUACAAAUGCUACAGAAUUCUAACAGGCACUUAAUGGGUGAUGCCUUGAGUUCUCUGAGUGUCAAGGAGCUAAAGCAAUUGGAGAACAGGCUUGAACGAGGAAUCACCAGAAUCAGGUCCAAGAAGCACGAAAUGUUGCUGACUGAUAUCGAGUAUUUGCAGAAGAAGGAGAUUGAGCUGGAAAAUGAAAAUAUUUGUCUUCGAACAAAGAUAGCAGAAGUUGAAAGGCUUCAGCAAGCAAACAUGAACAUUUCUGGAUCGGAACUCAAUGCAAUCCAGGCAUUAUCUCGCAAUUUCUUUAGCCCCAUUAUUGUCGAGGGUAGCAGCACCUACGCGCAGCCCGACCAGAAGAUACUCCGUCUUGGGUAAACUGCUGGACGGCAAAUCUGCAAUUGGGAUCGAUGAUCUUAAUAUAAUGCCUAAAUAAAGAUAUCAUAGUCAGCUAUCCGAUUAAUGGUACUGUUUUAAUUUGUACUACGUAAUUAUAUAUAUAUUGGGCUGCAAGGCCAUGAUCUUGAAGUGGCACUUUUCUCUAGCUUGCAAUAUUGUUAAUGGGUACCUGCAUAAGAGUUGGUAGAAUGCCAAUAUCGCAUCUACUGUACUUGAAAACCAUAUCGAUUAUGUAUUAAGUACUUUUGCGUAAUGCUUGUCAAUUACAUGUUAA
Messenger RNA from Juglans regia (Persian walnut), 1221 nucleotides. Its product is annotated as agamous-like MADS-box protein AGL11. Gene Ontology annotation, biological process: positive regulation of transcription by RNA polymerase II. The record is from RefSeq and is a predicted model, not a curated record. Gene Ontology annotation, cellular component: nucleus. Gene Ontology annotation, molecular function: RNA polymerase II cis-regulatory region sequence-specific DNA binding; DNA-binding transcription factor activity, RNA polymerase II-specific; protein dimerization activity. Lineage: Eukaryota; Viridiplantae; Streptophyta; Magnoliopsida; Fagales; Juglandaceae. The coding region runs from base 156 to 926 and encodes 256 amino acids. The transcript is spliced from 11 exons.